This is a messenger RNA of Eucalyptus grandis, 1235 nucleotides long. Its product is annotated as RING-H2 finger protein ATL67. The record is from RefSeq and is a predicted model, not a curated record. Gene Ontology annotation, biological process: protein ubiquitination. Lineage: Eukaryota; Viridiplantae; Streptophyta; Magnoliopsida; Myrtales; Myrtaceae. Gene Ontology annotation, molecular function: transferase activity.
GCUAGAGCCUCGCCGCCGACGCCGCCGCCGACGCCAUGGAUGAUCCUCGGGACUGUUGUGGACUCGAGGGCCCUUCGACCGUGCCCUUGCGGAAAAGCCCACGAUGGUUCGCGGCCUAGAAGAGCCCAAAAGCCUCGCGAGCGGCCACUUCAUCACCAUCAUCAUCGUCGUCAUCGCCUUCGUCGUCCGCAAUUCAAUUCGACAUCGCCAAGAAAUAAAUGCUCUCUGUUCCCAAACCUAAAACUAUUAAAUGCGCCAGCAGCUGCAUCACCCACCCUACCCCCUCCUCCUUCUUCUCUCCUAACUCCUCCCGUAUCCUUCUCCUCUUAUGGAUCCCCCUCUCUCCCCCUCCACCCCCUCCAUGUCCUCCGCCCUAUCCCCGCCGCCGCCGCCGCCGCCACCGCCGCCGCCCCCUCCCACGCCUCCGCCGCCGGCUACGUCACCAACCUCGGUCUCGGGUACGCCAUCGCCAUCGCCCUCGGCUUCCUCGUCCUCCUCUCCGCCGCACUCCUCGCCUCCUACAUCUGCUGCCGCUCCUCCCGCCGCCGCCGCCUCCGCCGCCAGCUGCAGCAGCAGCAGCAGCUACGCCGCGCCUCCGGCGGCGGCGGCCCGGCCCCGCCCGGCGGCGCGGGCUCCGACGGCAUCACUCCCCGCAUCAUCUUCGUGGCCGAGGACGACCGAGGGAGCGAGGCGGAGCAGGGCGCGGCGGUGGGGCUCGACCCGAGCGUCAUCAAUUCGUACCCCAAGUUCGCUUUCUCUAGGGAGGCCGGCGGCGUCGGGGGCAGCACGACGUGCUCGAUCUGCUUGUGCGAGUACAAGGAUGCCGAGAUGUUGAGGAUGAUGCCCGAGUGCCGCCACUUCUUCCACCUGCUCUGCCUCGACGCCUGGUUGAAGCUCAACGGGUCGUGCCCCGUCUGCCGGAACUCCCCCUCCCCCCCGCUCUCCACGCCCCUCUCCGAAGUCGUGCCGCUCUCUCAGUACGGCGAGGACCGCCGUCGACGUCGAUGAUUAUUCCUUUCUUCCUCCUUCCUUUUUUUUUCUUGGGUUGAUUUGGAUGGUGGGUUUUGGUUUUUCUGCGAGUGUUCUUGGUGGGAGUGUAAAUUCUACAACAAACGAGGUGGAGGGAUUGGUUUGGAGGGUUGCUUCUUCGUUCUCUUGUUUCACUGGGUUUGCCAUUUCGAUUGAUGAUAGUUCUUUAGAGUCAAGAAGGGAUAGAAAAGCUGGAAAUUUUGACA